Messenger RNA from Xenopus laevis (African clawed frog), 2332 nucleotides. RefSeq names its product sarcoglycan epsilon L homeolog (gene sgce.L). Lineage: Eukaryota; Metazoa; Chordata; Amphibia; Anura; Pipidae. Bases 457 to 1746 code for a protein of 429 amino acids. The transcript is spliced from 12 exons. The record is from RefSeq and is a predicted model, not a curated record.
GAAGGAAAGCAGGGAGCUGUAGUGAGGGAACUGUAGUGAGGGAGUUGUAGUGAGGGAGUUGUAGUGAGGGAGUUGUAGUGAGGGAGUUGUAGUGAGGGAGUUGUUGUGAUGGAGUUGUAGUGAGGGAGCUGUAGUGAAGGAGUUGUAGUGAGGGAACUGUAGUGAGGUAGUUGUAGUGAGGGAACUGUAGUGAGGUAGUUGUAGUGAGGGAACUGUAGUGAGGGAGUUGUAGUGAGGGAGCUGUAGCAAGGGAGUUGUAGUGAGGGAACUGUAGUGAGGGAGUUGUAGUGAGGGAACUGUAGUGAGGGAGUUGUAGUGAGGUAGUUGUAGUGAGGGAACUGUAGUGAGGGAGGUGGAGAGAGAGAGAGAGAAGGGCUGGAGAGAGUGGGAGGGGAGAGGAAGAGGAGGGGAUGUUGCUGCUGCUGUUGCCUGUGACAAGCAGAAGAGAAGAAGGGAAUGCUGUGGGCACUGAUCAUCACUGUAUCUAAGAUGAGUCCGGCAGCUUUUAGCUCCAGCACCCUGCUGCUCACAGCUUUAUUGAUAAGCUGUGCUGAUGGCAAAAAUGAAUCCAUUUACUGGAGGGCUAAACGGCACAACCGUCAUAUUAUCAGCAGAGUAAAUCUCGCUGACAGGAGCAAAGGUGAGCUAAGUAAUGACCCUAUAAUAUUUAACACAAACAUAAUGGGUUACCCAGACAGACCAGGAUGGUUACGUUACAUUCAGAGAACACCUUACAGUGAUGGUGUUUUGUAUGGAUCACCAACAUUAGAAAGCGUGGGGAAGCCCACCGUUAUAGAGAUCACUGCAUAUAACAGGCGCACGUUUGAGACUGCGAGGCACAAUCUGAUCAUCAAUAUAAUGUCGGCAGAAGAUUUCCCGCUGCCAUAUCAGGCUGAAUUCUUUGUUAAAAAUAUGAACGUGGAAGAAAUGCUGGCUAGUGAAGUGCUUGGAGAUUUUCUUGGAGCAGUAAAAAAUGUCUGGCAACCUGAGCGUCUCAAUGCCAUCAAUUUUACAUCAGCGCUGGACCGAGGGGGGCGAGUUCCACUUCCAAUCAAUAACAUGAAAGAAGGAGUUUAUGUUAUGGUGGGAGCAGAUUCUCCUUUUUCAUCUUGUCUGAGAGAAGUGGAAAAUCCCCAAACCCAGCUGAGGUGCAGUCAGGAGAUGGAACCUUCAAUAAGCUGCGAUAAGAAAUUCCGAACCCAGUUUGAUAUAGACUGGUGCAAGAUUUUUCUGGUGGAUAAAACAAAGGUGGUGUACAUAACACAAGAAAUGGUACUCGGGGAUGGAAUAUUGCCCGAUGUGGGAGAGUACAGUCCUCCCUCUGACACCCUGAAAAUCAGAGAUUAUUACUCGGACUUCCUUAUUACAUUGGCGGUGCCCUCGGCUGUAGCUGUGGUGCUCUUUGCUAUUUUGUUCUAUAUUAUGUGCUGUCGGAGAGAAGGAAUGGAAAAGAGAAACAUGCAAACACCAGACAUCCAGCUAGUGCAUCACAGUGCCAUUCAGAAAUCUACCAAGGAGCUGCGGGACAUGUCCAAGAAUAGGGAAAUUGCUUGGCCUCUGUCUACCCUGCCAGUGUUCCACCCUGUAACUGGAGAGAUGGUGCCAACCAUGCAAACAGACACAUAUGAUAACACCAACAUGCCUCUCAUGCAAACCCAACAGUCAUUGGCACAUCAGACACAGACACCACAGCAGCAAAAUGCAGGAGAUUUGAGGCAAAUGGUAUCCCUGAGGAGCGGAAGCUGACAGAAGCAAUGGAUUUAUAGGAAGAAGGAACCAUAUUAUGGGGGGGGGGCAGUCCUGCAGGAACACAGCAGUGCACACGGCUCAGCGGCUUCUCCUUCCCAUCGCAGGAUUUUAUAUGCGCUUUCUGGAUCUGUUACACUAUGAACUCUUUUGUAUAAAGAUUUUUUUUGCAGGGAAAAGUUCACAUACAAUCAAUAAAUGGCAAAUGGUGUGUCAUUCCUCUUGGCUCAGGUGGUUCAUGUGGAGCUAGAGUUGCCACCUUUUUUAGAAAAAUUUACUGGCUGGUGGGGGGCGGGGACACAAUGGGGCGGGGCGUGACAUUGAAAUGGGCGGGGCAGCAACACAGACACUGAAAGAAGCACAAGUAAAGUUAAGUUCCAGGGGAUUGGGGGCAGGCCGAGGGCUCUUUUUAUUCGUAUUACAAAUUUACCGGCAGCUACAUUGCCAGUAAAUUUGUAAUACCGGCCCCGGCAGGUAUUUUACCGGCUAGGCCGGUAAAAUACCGGCCGGGUGGCGACCCUAUGUGGAGCGGUUCUGAUGAGCCACCAGAACUCCACCUUGUCCUAACAGCAUUUAUUGUGAGAAA